Bufo bufo (common toad) is the source of this 3592-nucleotide messenger RNA. It is a transcript of the gene TPRN, whose product is annotated as taperin. The transcript has 4 exons. The record is from RefSeq and is a predicted model, not a curated record. The coding region runs from base 92 to 2935 and encodes 947 amino acids. Gene Ontology annotation, molecular function: phosphatase binding. Lineage: Eukaryota; Metazoa; Chordata; Amphibia; Anura; Bufonidae.
ACCAGCUCCCGGAUGCCGAUUCUGGUCAGUCAGUCAGGUGCUGCGGGGCUGCGCGGCCGUUCAUCAGGAGGUUUCCCCUACCGCACCGGAAAUGGCGGUGAGCGGCGGCAGCAGCGCGAAGAGCUGGGCUCGGCUGGAGCCGCACUCCCACAAGAUACCGGCAUGGAAGCUGGAGGUGCUGGAGAGGAAGCGGGCGAAGAUGGCGAGCGCUGCCCUGUCCCGGGGGAAGGACUCGUCUCCUAACCGCAAGACCCGCUCUCUGUCGCGGCAGGGCGGCAGCCCGGAGCGCCUGGUGCUGCAGGACAGCCUGGGGCCGCUCCAUGAGAACCCGUUCAUCAAGCAGGAGAAGGAGCGGCGGCGGCGGCGGCAGGAGCAGCGCUCCCAGGGCAGAGCCACCUCCCCCAUCAGGCACCUGCUGGACAUGUACAGCCACGUCCCGGGCAUGAGGACCAUCCGAGCCGAGAACAUCAUCAUCAUCGAGUCCGACCCCGGCUACUUCACCCACUCCAGCAGUCAGGGCGACCCUGUGGAGGAGCUGCUGGCCAAGAGGGGCAGCAAGGUGGCCGAGAUCCGGGCAUCAGAGGUGGUCAUCUACGAGCCGGAGGUCCCCAACAAGGAACCAUCCAAGAAAGUCAAGGAAGCCCCUAAAAAGGAGCCGCUGGAGCACUCCGAGGUCCUGGAAGAAGCCGGGAGGGUGAGCCGGUUGCUGGAGAAGUUUGACCAUGGCCAUAGUAGACCCGUGAGGUCCAGGAGCUUGGAGAACUUAUUGGAUCGAGACAACAAACCCACCAUAUUGCCAAAGCCUCCGAUCCUUCAGCGUCAAGGUCAAGCCUCCCGGAACAGGUCACCUAAGCGGUCUGGAGAGGUCUCCCCGUCAUCCGCCUCCAUCUUUGAGGAAGACAGUAAGAGGUUUCCCCUCAACAACCCAUCUUGGCUACCUUCCAAGGUGCCCACUUCCCAUUCUCUACCCGACCCAGAUGUGUUUCAUAAAAGACCCUCAAGUCCCAUGACCUCUCCUGUGACAGUCACCCCUCUGUCUCCUUCCUCACCCCUGUCCCCUUACAGUGACAAGCCUCUGUCGCCCAUCGUGGCCACAGUCAGGGAGAAAUUCGAAGACGGGCAUACAACCAACAACGUUCCUCCAUUACCAAAAGCGGUCAAUCUUACCCAAAAGGUUGGCAACAAUACCAUCCUGGUCAAUCCCAAAGCUGUGCCCACUGAUAAGGUGAAGUCUCCCACUGCAGAGCCUAUGAUUGACUGUCCACCGCUUACCAACGGCCAUGUUGACCACUUGGAGAAAACCAUAAAGACGUCUAGUUCUAUCAGUAUUCAAGAUCUCCUGUCCAAGACCAAACGGCCCAAAGGUACCGCUGCUCAGAGGGCACCCGGAGGAAGUGGUCCAGUGCCAUCCAAUGAUUCCAUUAAUGAGAUUCCCAACGGCGCAAACGCUUGGAGGCCAAAAUUUGAGGUGGACCCACCAAAAUCUAAUAGCACCCCUCCCAAAUCCAGUGCCACUUACUUGGAGCACCAAUCCAUCAACCACCACUGUGACCAGGUCUUCACCAGUGCCACUCCAAGCCAGCAGCUGAAAGUGUCCUCUUCCACCAGCGGUAAUGACUCUUUCGAGAUUAGACCUGCUCCAAAGCCGGAUCUCAGCAGCAUCCCAGACGAUGACGUUCAGGCAAAGGCGCUGGCGAACAUUCGAAUGCAGUCCAAAAAUUCUUUUGUCUUUAUCCCAAAGAAGAGGCAGGUCCCUUCUGUAACCCAUCAAGAUGGUAUGGUCCAGUCCAAUGAUAAGCCAAAAGUGCAAAACAGCACUUUUGCCCUUAAUGGCCCCAAAUUAGAUGUCAUGGACUCUCCUAGAAAACAUGGCAUCUGGUCAAAUGAUGUCCACGUUCCGGCAGUCCCCCAAGAAGUUAGGAUGAAUGGGGAUGCCAGUUUAGGUAAGACCAUCAGUUCAGAGACCUUUAAAGCCUCCAGUGUACCCCCAGAUUUUGACUGGAAAAGUGGACUUUUGCCGCCCCGAUCGUCCACCGAAGGUCAGUCGUUUACUGAUCUGGGGGCUGAGCUUGAAUAUUUAAGUAGUGUGCAGGAAGGACAUGGGGUGGGUGUAUCGGCCGAAGUCCCGGUGACAAAAAUACACGAGGACGUGGCGAAACAUGACAUACCGGUCACCAACAUAGAUGAUGUAGUCACGGUAGAAGACAAGGAGGUCAACAAAGAGACCAAACCGUCCUCUAAAGUAGAGGAGCCUCCCUAUAGGCCGCCACAUUCUGCCGUGUCCUCCAUCCGCAGUAAAGGAGGCAAUACCUUCACGGUGGUACCUAAGAGGAAACCGGUCACAGAGCAGGAGGCUUUCCGGACCCCCGUGGUGGAGGAAGAUGAGGAGGAUGACCCUAGGUCUAAAAGAAAGUCUUCAGAUGGAUCUGAGGCUCCUUACUCGGUACUAGGAGCUUUGCUGAAAAAACGCUAUCCGACUGCGGACGAAAUCAAGGUCAUUGGUGGAUAUCAGUCGCUGUCCAAGUCCUGUCUGUCCAAGAUUGGCUCCACGAGGAAAAAGAUGAAGAUCUCCUUCAAUGAGCAGAACAUCCACACCAUGUUUGAGUACCCGUCUGAGACCUCGGUGGCUGAGGAGAUGGGAGGUGUCGAGGUCAAUGACGCGUCCGGCUCAGAAUCUGAGGAAGACGAUAAACCUUCUGGUCUGUUUCUCCCUCGGGCAAAGUUUGUGAGCACCGGUGCAGCCAGCAACUCUGCAAACUCAGGUCUCUCUAAUUACACCCCGAAGCACUCGGUGGAGUACAGCACAUGGCAGGACGAGACGUCUCAGGGGGACUCCACAACUGAAGACCUCAGCACACCGAGCCAAGACAUGCUCACGCCAGCCGACAGCAACUCUCACACGGACUUCCGAAGCGAGCCGGCGCUCUACUUCUAACCACGGAGGACGGUCAGAUAUAACCGGACUGUGGUCACUGCCCUGACGUCUGUCCUCAGCAAUGGCGCCCGUGCCGCAAAGCAUCCUGGGAACGGACUUCAGUCUCGCUGUGGGGCUACCAAAAAAAAUAAAAAAUUUAAAUAGCGCGCUUACAAUAUUGGCUGAUCUAUGAAAUACGCCAUAUACGUAAGUGUAGCAGCUGGUGUGCUGCCUGCGGGGGGCGCUCUGUUAAUUAUAUUAAUUAAAGAGCCCUCCAAGUGAUUAAUCCUGUGUCCCCGCACCUUUUGAGGGGGAGGAAUGACCGUGGGGUGCGUCUUGAAGACGUCUUAGUUGUCUGCGUAUGUAAGUAACCAUGCCUUAGGGCAGUGGCUGGAAAACUACAACUCCCAGCAUGCCCUGACAACCGCAAGCUGUCGGGGCCUGCUGGGAGUUGUGGUGUUUCCAUCUGCUGGAGAGCCACAGGUAGGGCAGUGUGUGAUCGAAAAUGAUGACUGGUGAACUUUAUGAAUUUUUGGGGGAAAGUUCGGUGUAGAUUCUGGGGUCCAAAGGCUAAAAUUGGCGGCUGAUGAAAACUUUAUCGAUCAGGUUUAAUCAGUAUUUCCACCUUAAAAAAAAAAAAAAAUUCCACCUUAAUAAAUUCAACAGUCCUUUACAGUC